CGUGAGGCCGCGGCCCCGACGCCGGGCCCUGGAGGGCCCGCAGCCCACGGCUCCCGGACGCCUGGGGACCCAGACAGGUCCGCUCUUUGCCUCGCGACGGGAUCUCCGAGGACGUCUUUGGCCCGACCUUUCUGAGGCCGCGUCUCAGCUGCGCGCCUGGGGCCCAUCCGGCGCUCAGUAGGACUCAACCCUAAUUCAAGGGAUGAACCCGCGGGCUGGCGUCCGCUGGGCACCUUCCCCACCCUCCAGUAGGAGACUUCGUACUCAUCUCCCUUAAACCAGCGGUUCAGGACCCUACAUCGGGAGCACCGCCCGGGCGACCUUCCUUCUUGGACGGAGCACCGCCUCUCCAGUUUUGGGGGCACCUUGGGGCGUGGUCUUGACUCUGGCUUCUGAGGAGACCCUCAGCUUCACCUGAGCAGUGCCAGGAAGCGGCCUCAGAAUUUGGGGGCUCAUUACGCACUCCAACCAUGUUCCUGCGACGGCUUGCUGGCUGGCUACCUCGCCCUUGGAGUCCCCGGAAACCCAGGCCUGACAUGCCCACCCCAGAACCCCGACGGGUGGACAGCUCCUCUGAGAAUUCAGGGAGCGACUGGGACAGUGCCCCAGAGACCAUGGGAGAUGGGGGGCCACCCCAGAGGAAGGACUCAGGAGCCCGCAGGAGUUCUGGGACUGCUCCACAACCAAGCUGGGAGCCCCAAGUUGAGCAACUGGGGAGCAAAAGAAUGGAUUCCCUCAAGGGGGGUAAGACUGGCACCAGCACUCAAGAGUCAGGAAUACUGCAGGCUGCAGAGGCCAUUCCCAAAAUGGGAUGGGAUCCUGUGGACUCCAGGAGAUCUGGAGUGUCUCCUGAAGGGGGACUGAGUCCCCCUGGGCCUGAAGCGCCAGUGGAGAAGCCUGGCCGGGGUCAGAAGCUGCUGGGCUGGCUGCAGGGGGAACCAGGCGGGGGAGUAGGGGCUCCCUCGAAGUACCUGGGGGGCCGAGAGGAGUGUCUGCAGAUCUCCACCAACCUGACCCUGCACUUGCUGGAGCUGCUGGCAUCAGCCCUGCUGGGGCUGUGUUCACGGCCACUGCGGGCAGCCUUGGACACGUUGGGCCUGAGUGGGCCGCUGGGCCUCUGGCUGCAUGGGCUGCUGUCCUUCCUGGCUGCCUUGCAUGGGCUCCAUGCUGUGCUGAGCCUGCUUACUGCUCACCCCCUGCACUUUGCCUGCCUCUUUGGUCUCCUACAGGCCCUCGUGCUGGUUGUCAGUCUCCGGGCGCCCACUGGGGAUGAGGAGGCCACUGAUUUGCAGGGUGAUAAGCUGGAGAGGGAGGGUGAGGAGCAGAGGGGAGAAUCAGGAAAGAGGCGGUGACCUCAAAAGUGGGCGUGACCCAGCCCCUCCCCCAUUAGUGGGGUGGGAGGAAGGGUGAAGACAGUAUGGCCUUUAAAAGGAGAGAAGGGGGCAUGGCCAGAUUGUAAGCACAGGGACCUCAGGGAUGGGGAAGAAACCCCAGAGUAUGAGGGCACCAUCCCCCCCACACCCACAGGAGAGAACAGCUAGCUGCUCAGGGUGUCUGGGUUUGUGGAUAGUGGGGGCAUAGCCCUUGAAUUCACCAGCUGUUAUUACUUUUUGAUUUUACAUUUCUCCCACCUUCAGUUUUUCCCCCCACCUUCACUUUUUAAAAGCAAAAGCAAAACAAAAGUAGUGGAGGAGAAUAAAGACCAAAGGGUCCUCUCUACCUUUCACGACUCCCCAGGGACAGACAACUCUGGCUGGGUAAGAGGGUGCUUGGGAGACCCAAGGGGUCCCUUGGAUCUUAGGACAUCUAGGGUAGCAAAGGGCUGCUAGGUGGGUGGAUUUGGGGUCCAGAUGGGGCACACAAGUAACAGAGAGCCUGCAGGGACGAUGUGGGUGUUCCUAGGAGCCAGAAGGAGUGGGGAUGGGGCAGGUGGUAUUGGCAGGAGGGCUGUCUCAGGGGCUGGCAGCCCGGACUGGCAGUGUGGGGAAGCACUGGAGCUUGCAGUCCCCGUGCAGGAGUUAGGGGUUGCUCACUCAGCAAUAAAUCACUGUGUCACAUCAAAUCCUAAAUAUACCACUACAAAAAUUGA
Miniopterus natalensis is the source of this 2089-nucleotide messenger RNA. RefSeq names its product chromosome 5 C6orf47 homolog (gene C5H6orf47). The record is from RefSeq and is a predicted model, not a curated record. NCBI's taxonomy places the organism in Eukaryota, Metazoa, Chordata, Mammalia, Chiroptera, Miniopteridae.